AUGUUAUUGGAGGUUCUUCAUAAAUACCAGUUGUUCACUGGUCAAAAAGUGAAUUUGCACAAAUCCUCUCUUUUUCUGAGCAAAAAUGGUUCUGCUUCCCUAAGUGCCAGACUUUCUGCUAUUCUAAAUGGGGUACAAAUCAAGAGAUCUUCCAAGUAUCUUGGGCUACCGUUGGGCAUUGGAGCUUCUAAAAUCGAAAAUUUUCAAUUUGUGGUUGAGGUUGUUAGAGAGAGGAUCUGUAGUUGGAAGAACCACUUCCUAUCUACUGCUGGGAAGGAGGUUUUAGUGAAACAUGUUCUAAGUGCUUUGCCUGUGUUUGUCAUGUCCUGUUUUGUCAUUCCUAUUUCUGUGUGCAAGGAGGUGUGUCGACUCAUGGCUAGAUUCUGGUGGCAAAAGGGAGAUAACAAUGGUAAGGGGAUGCAUUGGCUUUCUUGGGACAAUCUUGCAAUUCCUAAAGAUGAGGGGGGUCUGGGAUUCAAAGAUUUGCAAUUGUUCAGAUUCCAAAUGAACAAACUCAAACUUGAAAAGGACCUUUCUGAUUCUCGAAGAAUGAGGGGCAAGGGGAUUGAUCGAGAAAGAUCUUGA
Molecule: messenger RNA, 585 nt
Organism: Striga hermonthica
Lineage: Eukaryota; Viridiplantae; Streptophyta; Magnoliopsida; Lamiales; Orobanchaceae
Source: the annotation of a GenBank genome assembly